Aureobasidium musti is the source of this 2505-nucleotide messenger RNA. The record is from the annotation of a GenBank genome assembly. Lineage: Eukaryota; Fungi; Ascomycota; Dothideomycetes; Dothideales; Saccotheciaceae.
CCUGUCAUGCCAGUAUCACAUGUUGGGUUGACUGUUUCUCACGUACCUUCUGCGUGCUCCUUCUUCCUCUCAGCACUCCAACCUCUCGGAUACAGAUACGUCGGAAACCAAGGUGAUUCUGUUGGGUUCGGCACUGACGACGCUGACUUCUUUCUGAGCCCUGAACUACCUGGUAUUGCUCGUAGUAACGCGCAUGUGGCAUUUUCCGCGACCAGCAGAUCGGCGGUGAGAGACUUUUACGCGGCUGCACUCACCGCUGGCGGCCAACCGAAUGGUGCGCCUGCUUUCAGAGGCUGUAACGAUUGCAUAUUCAACGCUGCAGUGCUCGAUCUAGAUGGCAACAGCAUUGAGGUUAUCUACCACCAAGUGGACGAUGAGGACAGAUACACUACUACAUCAGGAGGCAGCCGCGUUCUGACAUGGAGAAGAGGCAUAGUAAAUGUCCUGGGUGAUGAGGACAGAACAACUCUCGUGUCAACACCACCAAAAGAUGUAUCUCCAUCAAGCGUCGUCGAAGAAACACCUCGAUCCAAAGCUCCGAGUGUCACCAGGAGUUCGUCAACACCCACCGUCUCAACUUCAGACUCAGGGCCCGGAUUUCAGAUUACUGGCAAAGCCAUCAUAGGCACUAUCCUCGGAGCAGCAGCUGGUGCAGCAGUCGCUUAUGCAAUGGUAAAGAGCGAACAAGAUAGUACGCAGCAAGAAGCAGAUUUCGCCGAGGCCAUGAGUAGGAAAUCUGCUUCGAGUAGAACAUCCAGUAAGGCAUCUAGCAAGAUGGUCCCGAGUCAAGCUCAGACUAGCAAGGCGAAGACUGUAUUGAGCUCCGCGACAACGAGCAAGACAACGAAAACGAGCAGAGUGCCCGAACGGGACGCUGAGACUGCGCCCCCUCGACCCAGAACACGAGUACAUCGCAACUAUAGCACCACAGAUUCUGUGGUCGCGUCCAGAGUAAUGGAACAAUUCAGCGACGUCGAGUCCAAAGUCUCACUUCGAUCACGCAAGACACGCUCGGUGCGAGCCAUUGAAGCAGCGCCCGAACCUCAGACAAUCGGUACCAUGAGCUACCACAGUCUCACCUACGUUUCGUUAGCACCAACCUCGAGAGCCAGCAAGAAGCCUGAAAAUUCCGAGGCAGUCUAUCUACCAGCGUCGCAAAUGGUUGUCCAAAACCCAUCUAGAUCUCAAUCUAGACCAUCCUCGGUAGCACCAACCGAGAGGCAGAUCGAAUACAUCCCGGCGUCCAGAGUCAGUCAACGGCCCCCUAUAGUAACUCGUCGGGCAGUCACAUCGCCCCCAUCUAUCUGCAAUACAGACCGCCAAAUCGAAUACGUCCCGGCACAAGUUCAAGAAUGGCCGCCACACGACCUUGUGGUUGCACGUCGGGACAGUGCUAUGAGCAUGUACUCGGCACAUUCGAGCAAGAGCAAGCAUAGUAAACAUUCUCACAGAGACUCACCUAGAGGUCAUCAAGGUGAGGGAGGGNAUGUCUCUUCUGACCGAGCCAGCAGGCACUCUCAUCGGUCUAGCAAGCAUCGAGAACAUUCGACUGUCAGUCGUCGAAGCGAUCACCGAGCGAUUUCCCAGGACCGAUCAAGCAGACAUCAUGAUCCAUCUAGCCAUCGCUCUCUGACAUCGACGAGAUCAUCGAGACAUGGAUCUACUAUUCGCAGAGAUGAAUCGCCAUUUGAUGGUUCCGAUACGAGCACCAUCAAGGCCAGUCAAGUCAACAAAUCACGUUGUGAUUCUGCCGCUGGUGUACCACUACCAGGAUCUCGCAAGACAUCGGUCGUCUCAGCAGCAGAGCUUCCCUUGCCAGGUUCAAGAAAGACUUCAGUAGUGUCUGCCGCCGAGUGUGCAUUGCCAGUCUCAAGAAGAACAUCGGUUGUCUCAGGUGCAGAUAUGCCGUUGCCAGAUUCCAGAAGACCAUCCCUGGUGUCAGCCAUUGAUAGACCUUUACCAAUGUCCAGGGCAGCUUCUGCAGUAUCAGCUCACCAGAUCGCUCUGCCAGAGUCCCGAGCAGGAAGUAUUAUCGGCAGCAUCCUCGGACGUCAAGCACCAGUACAUGAAGGAGUAUCAGCCGCUGGUGUACCAUUGCCAGAGUCACGCAAGACCAGCAUCGUAGGCAGUCUCCUCGACAACGACCCAAUACCUCGAAUCGAUGAUCUUGAGACUGUAGCUCCAGAUGACAGCAUAUCCUGCGUUGCGUCUCGUCACACGCGCCACAAACGCGAUGAGUCUCGCCAUCGCGAGCGCAGCCACGACCGCGAGUCCAGAAAAUCGAGUUCAAGCAAGAAGCAUAGACCGAGAUCGUUACACGGCGAAGGUUCGAGACGAUCUGGCAGACACUCAGAAGCGGAUAGCGAUGCUACGGUGAAGCCAUCAAAGAGCAGUAGAUAUAGUGCUGCUAGUUCGCCUGUGCAUGCUAGAAGCAGAACUGGUAUCGAGAAGGACGAGAAGAGGGGCCAGAGAAGUUUUGUUAGCGUUGCUUUCGGUGGACGAUGA